Messenger RNA from Histoplasma capsulatum G186AR, 543 nucleotides. RefSeq lists its product as uncharacterized. Lineage: Eukaryota; Fungi; Ascomycota; Eurotiomycetes; Onygenales; Ajellomycetaceae. The coding region runs from base 1 to 543 and encodes 180 amino acids. The record is from RefSeq and is a predicted model, not a curated record. The transcript is spliced from 9 exons.
AUGUAUCUCUACCGUAUCCACAGGCGGGCAGAAACGUCAUCGAUGAGGAUGCCUGUAGAGGUUGUGAAUGUCACGAUAAGUUUGAACUCUGCCGAAGAAAAUCAUGGGUGUCUGACUGACUACAAGUCCCAGACAAGUAGUGGGGGCGAAGCGAAUUGCCACGGGUGCCUCCGGGCCGCCCGGCACCCGGCAUGUUUAACUGUAGACCAGGAACUGUUGGCCCAGAAAGCAGCCUUCAGAAAGCCAGAAAUUUCAGCCCAGCCCAUCCUCCCUCAGGCAACUGAGCAUCUCAUCUUCGGCUCCUGGGCCUUGCCGCAUUGUAAAAUUUUCCAUCGCUUCGCAAAGAACACUAUUUCCCCAGUGGGUGUCCCUCAAUGUUAUUCCAUUCAACAGACUGUUGCAUUUACAUCACAGACAUAUGGCACUGCUGAUAAUGCUGAGAGCCCUGCCUCUACAGAAAGCUGUCGGGUUGAAAAUGCGGGGUCAAAUUUCGGAUUUAUGGCGGUAAUGAGCUCAACCGAUAGUACUAGGCAUCUGGCUUAA